CGGAGCGAGCGCGGCCCCGCCAGCCCGGCCCGCCCUAGGAAGCGCAGCGCCUUAGCGCCCUGCCCGCCGCCGCCAUGCAUUGUGGGGCGGCAGCAGCAGAGCCAAGAUGGCGGCCAGCAGGAGGCUGAUGAAGGAGCUCGAAGAAAUCCGCAAGUGUGGAAUGAAAAACUUCCGUAAUAUCCAGGUUGAUGAAGCUAAUUUAUUGACCUGGCAAGGGCUUAUUGUUCCUGACAAUCCUCCAUAUGAUAAAGGAGCCUUCAGAAUCGAAAUCAACUUCCCAGCAGAAUAUCCAUUCAAACCUCCUAAGAUUACAUUUAAAACAAAGAUCUAUCACCCUAACAUCGAUGAAAAGGGGCAGGUUUGUCUGCCAGUAAUUAGUGCUGAAAACUGGAAGCCAGCAACCAAAACUGACCAAGUAAUCCAGUCCCUCAUAGCGCUGGUGAAUGAUCCACAGCCCGAGCAUCCCCUCCGGGCUGACCUAGCUGAAGAAUACUCUAAGGACCGUAAAAAAUUCUGUAAGAACGCUGAAGAGUUUACAAAGAAAUAUGGUGAAAAGCGACCAGUGGACUAAAAUCUGACACAAUUGAUGUCAGCAACGUAUGCUAGAAGAUCGGAGCAGUGCAUUUGAGACACCCCGUAAAGCAGGACUCUCUGGAAAAUUGACAAGUGCCACCUUUCGGUGUUAACUUGUGGCUGUUACUAACUUUCUACAGUUUUCUUAAUCAAAAGUGGGCUAGGUAACCUGCAAAGAAAGGAUUAAAAUUUAAGAUGUUCUAGUUCUGCUUUCUUUGUUUAAAAAUCACUGCUUCAAUAUACUUUAAAGUAUGCUGUUUUCUUUUUCUCGUCAGAAUUUAUCAGAAAUAUCUUAGACUUAUAUUCUGCCCUUAAAUUGAAAAGGUUGUGGCUGUCAUUUCUUAUUUUUCCUUGCAGUUCCCACUAUCUUAAGUUCAUUUAAUUCUUCAUUGAAUUUUAUCCCCCUCCCCAAACCGAUGUCUUAGAAACAAUAUCCCAGUUCUGGCAGGAAAUGAUUGAGUGUUUGGCAGUUUUGUUUUCUUUUUAAAUGUUGCACUGUGCUUUGUGGGACUUGUUGCAAGUUCCCCUUAACUUCAGUUUGUAACAUAAUUAAAAACAAACCCCACAAAAACAAUCAGAAAUAAUGUCCAGGUCUUAUGUAAAUCUGGCUGAUGUUACCACAAAAUGUUUAUUAAACGGGGAAACCCAAGUUUUUGUCUGCGUCAUUGAAUUAAAAUAUGGCUUAUGUCCUUUUGGAAAAAAAAAUCUGUAGCAAAUGAGUAUUGGAAUGUGAUGACAAACUUCUUUCACUUCUACUCCUAAUAAGCUAUGCAGAGCAGCUCGGGAAACGUGCACAGAACAACAUUGCAGCAGGUCAGAAGAGUUGCGGAGAUUGGGGACCAGGAGGUACCAAAGUGAUAAACUGUUUUUUGAGUUAAAAAUCGGUAUUUUGGAAAUGCUAACUCUGAAUUCAAGUACUAAAUCUGACAGCGCUGCAAGUCAUCUUAGAACCUUUUUUCAUCAGAAUGCACGUGAAGCAUCUGUGGUUUAUGGGAUGGCGCUCGUGCCCUUUCCCAGCCCAGCUGCUGUACAGUUCUCACUGCAAAUGGUAUGAGAACGGGAUUAAGCAAUAACCUGUAAUGAGGACACUUCGCUGCUACUGUUCCUGUGUUUUAAAACUGCACAGGUUAGAUGAUUUAAUGAGCACUGCAAGUAUCAUUCUAUCACUCUAACUUGAUGAGGCAGAGCUGUUUUCCCGUUGCAUGUGCUGCAGAGCCCUUUCUGUUCAGAACCGAGCAGCCGUUACUGUGUCUGUGUUGCUUUUCUCCUGCCUGUCUUUUUCCCCAGUCUAAAGCGUGACCGUAGCUCCGCACUUAAACUGCCACACAGUCAAACUGCCGACUCUUCCCGCCCGUCAGGCCUGGGUAUGUCACUGAGUAAAUGGAUUUAUCUCCAGAAAUCCGUAGGUGUCUGGGAGCACAUAUCGUUUUGAUGUGUGGGGAGUUACACAAUCCCUCACACCCAGCUGGUUGUCUGUACUCCUGAGUUCGAUUCUAAUGCAGCCUCUGCCUUUGCAACCUUUCAGAGCUAGUGUGUCAAGCGGUAGGUCUCUUUUGGUUCUAAUGUCUUGUAUAUUUGCUAUUUCUUCUUUCAUCCCUCUCAUCCGGCUUUCAUCUCCGACUUAGUGUACACAAUGACAGCCCAGUACCUCACCUCUGUUGAAAGUAAAUUUUUUAUAAGUUAGGGAGCUAAGAAAUUUUAUGUUUAAGUGUUCUUAGACAGAUUCUUUGGCAGGUAAAUAACGUUAAACCACAUUCACCUUAUUUACGGAAACUUGCAUUUCCUAAGUGUUUUCAGGCUUGUGAGAGCACUGUCAAUUACCAAAUUUUCACAUCUUUGUGUCUUCAUUUGCAGAAAGUUGGUACUGAUUUUGUUUCAUUCACGCUCACUCGGAUUCAUAAUAAAGUAAUGCCAAAUUACCUGUCAAA
Messenger RNA from Columba livia (rock pigeon), 2501 nucleotides. It is a transcript of the gene UBE2L3, whose product is annotated as ubiquitin conjugating enzyme E2 L3. The coding region runs from base 107 to 571 and encodes 154 amino acids. The transcript is spliced from 4 exons. The record is from RefSeq and is a predicted model, not a curated record. Lineage: Eukaryota; Metazoa; Chordata; Aves; Columbiformes; Columbidae.